This is a messenger RNA of Nematocida minor, 1200 nucleotides long. RefSeq names its product tRNA (guanine10-N2)-methyltransferase. Bases 1 to 1200 code for a protein of 399 amino acids. Gene Ontology annotation, biological process: methylation. The transcript has a single exon. NCBI's taxonomy places the organism in Eukaryota, Fungi, Microsporidia. The record is from RefSeq and is a predicted model, not a curated record. Gene Ontology annotation, molecular function: nucleic acid binding. Gene Ontology annotation, cellular component: cytoplasm.
AUGUUGGAAGAAGAAAAAAGACAGACUUUUCUUCUUUUGCACGUGGACAGAUACAACUCAUUCAUAGUUCCAGAGCUGCAAGGGCUAUUGAACAACACAAAAGAAGAAUACACUAUCUAUGCAACAAAGAUAGAAGGCCCCAUUAAAUAUACAGUAAUCACAACGUCUUUCUCUACUAUCGAUUACAUACUUAGCAAGAGCAUGCUGGUCAGCAGAGCCAUCAAGAUACUGAAUUUUACUGAAUAUGGGAAAGCAGAUAAAAAAGCAGAAGAGCCUAGCAGUAUAGUAGAUAAACUGUCCAGCUCUUUGACAGCUGACGUUCUGGAGUUUCUAAAAAAAGAAGUAAAGGGUGACUACAAGAUAGAAUGCAUAUGCAAUGAUAAAAUACAGGCAAUUGAGCAUCUUGUUACAUCUUUGGGCAUGCAGCAGAAUGUAAAUCUGUCUAAUCCAGCCCACAGCAUAUAUGUAGUAGAAGAAAGCUGCUUUUGCAUAGUAGGAGUGCUGUACAAAGAGAGCAACAGAAAACAGCUUCUGAAAUAUUCGGUUAAAAACAGGCAAUUUAUAGGAAACACUUCAAUGGACAACGAAAUAUCAUUUAUAAUCUGCAAUGCAUCAGGAGUAUCGGAUAAAACAGUGCUAUUAGACUGCUAUGCAGGAAGCGGGAGCAUUUUGCUAUCAGGCGCAAUCCACGGAUCGCUGGUAGUUGGAACAGACAUCAACAGCAAACAGUUCAAGGGAAGAGACAUUCCCCACACAAACUCAAGAAUUAAAACGCAACUGCCAAACACGUCAAUACAUAGCAACUUCAAGAUGUACAAUGUAGCUGACAAAGUACUGAUGAUAGGUGCACAGAAUGUGUUUGAUGGAUGCAUAUUUAGAGACAGCACAGUGGAUGUAAUACUGUGCGAUCCGCCGUAUGGAGAAAGAGAGACGGUUAAGAAAAGAGCCACAGACAGCAAUAAAUAUGUCGAAGGAUGCGACCAGUAUCUGCUUUUCUCAAUUCCAUUUCUCGACAGAGCAAUAGAAAUGGGGAAAAAAGUGCUGAAGAACAGAGGAAGGAUAGGAAUAUUCCUACCGCACGCAACAGGACACACUCCCCAGCUGAAAGAGAUGGAAGGAGUCAGAAAAGUCAGCCAAUCUGAGCAGUUCUUGAACGCGCUGUACUCACGAACAUUCUUUCUACUGGAGAUAAUCAAAUGA